Cryptosporidium muris RN66 is the source of this 1965-nucleotide messenger RNA. RefSeq lists its product as uncharacterized. The coding region runs from base 1 to 1965 and encodes 654 amino acids. The record is from RefSeq and is a predicted model, not a curated record. The transcript has a single exon. NCBI's taxonomy places the organism in Eukaryota, Apicomplexa, Conoidasida, Eucoccidiorida, Cryptosporidiidae.
AUGUCAGACAAUAUUUUGGAGGAAUAUGGAACUUGCUUUGUUGAUAAGAAGAUACAGCUGUGUAAGAAAGCAGCAAUACCUAGAUUUACAUCAGUUAUAUGGAGAUUACCUAAUGACUCCAUAGAAUGUGUAACUUUGGCCUUAAGUAUGAUAAUACAACUGAUUAAAUCUGAGCUUUACUCUUAUUCGUGGUAUUGGUAUAAUCAUCUAAUUGUAACAUUACAUAAAGAUGAUUUUCUAGAUGGAAAAAGUAGUAUAAACUUAUCAAAUGAGGCAAAUGCAACAGAGUUUAAGUCACACAAGGUUGAGUUAGGAAAUAUUGAUAACCUAAGUAGGGAAUACGAUAAAUAUCUUUUAUUUUCUGAAAAGGCUCAACAUGUUAGAGUACAAGAUGCCCGUAGGGGCCACUGGAAUAAAAUAAGCUCAUCGAAACACUUACACUGGUUAGGAGAGUUGACAUCAGAUGAUAAUUUAGCAGUACUCUAUACAAAUACUAAUAAUAAUUUAAAAGGACUCACAUGGACUGAGAGACUUUUGGAUAGAAUGGAAAUAUCUGUAACUAUGGUCCCAGAUGUAAACCAAUGUAUUGGGCAUGCAUUUGCUUUUGUAUUUAUACAAAAAGUUGUAGUUGAACCAUCUAGGAUAUAUGAAGCAAAGUUACACAAAUGUUUAGAUAAACUAGCUAACUUAGAUAAGUUCGAUAUGAAAUUUGGUCAAUCAGUGGGGCAUAGUAAAAGUAUUGAGAUAAACUUAAAAUUAGACUUUAAAUUAAAUAAUGAGAGUUCAUUGGGAAUAAUUAAAAAGGUUAUACCUGAAGUUGGGGACUAUAUAAUAAAGCUAACUCGCUUACAACGUAUAGGAACUCUUUGGUGUAAUGUAAUGCAUUCCAUAUCUGUAGGGAAUACAAGAAAAUUCCUCAAUAAUAUAUCUCCUGUAAUUGAAAAUCUCGUCGUUUCAUUAUCAAAGUGGCUACUUCACUUAGGCCAAUUAGUUGUAAUUAGAGAUAAACAUAUUACUGAGCUAAAUAGUUUAGGAAUUUAUAUGAAGAAUAAAUUCAAAUAUUCCGAAACCCUACCUAAUAAAAUCUUUGGGGAUCUAUACAAACUACUCAAUACUGCCUGGAGAAUUGUUACUGUAACUUCUAUAUUAGUUCCUUCAUCAAAAGAAGAAUUAAUUGACAUUGUGCAAAUUAAGUAUGGAACUACAAUAGAAGCUCUUAGGAAAGAUUCACUAGGCAAUACAAAUAAUAAGCAGUUAACUCAACUAUAUGAGACCUUUACAAUUAAUAAUAAAGCUAGGACAAAAAAUUUGAAACCAACAUUAUUGGUUUCUCUAUUUGAUACUUUAGAUGAUUACUGGAAUGCCUGCAUCUAUCUACACCCAAAACUUCAUAAUAUGUGCGCUAUUUCUAGAGAACUCCAGGAUAUAAUGAGACUCUUAGGUCUCCCAGGUACAAAUUCUUUGGAAUGGCCUAGAUUCUUAUCUUCAUCAGAAGCUUUAAUGAAAAAUUCUGGGGAUUUUCAUUCUGCAACUCAAGCAAUUAUACAAGGUUCUCUAAGUUGUUGUUCAAUUAACAAACCAACUUGGGACUUUAUUAAUUAUCAACAAUCCAAAUUCUGUGGGAUUGAUGUUGCUGCACCUACAAAUAUUUCCUCAAGCCUUUAUUCAAAUGAUAUUAUUGAAGAUCUUGAUUUUCAAAAUAUAUUAUAUAUAGCCCCACCCACAUCUUUAGAAUCUCAGACAAUACCUUUAUGCGGAAUUUGUGCUCUACCUGUCUCUACAGAAUCAGCUGUAUCUUCUCCAAUAGGUCGGGAACUUUCAGUGCAACUUCAGGCUUCUAGUUCUAAUCUAAUUCGAGGGAGAUGGUACCAUGAAAUAUGUAUGCAAUUACUUGGUUCACAAAUUGAUACUGAUGUCAAUUCUUCACUUGUAUUACCAAAAAUACUGGUACCUUGUAUACCUUAA